AUGAUCAAAGUGGAACCUCCAGUACCUGGUGCUGUACGAAUAACAUUGCAAGCCCCGCCUAACUUUACCAUUCCUUCUUAUUGUAUUGGAGGAACGUAUCCUUGCGUUUUUUGGAGCGCAGAUUCAAUACGAUUCCCCGACGAUGGGGCAGGUGUUGCGUUUUUCACCACAAGAGUAAACUCGAUAAAUUAUGCUCCACCACCAGGUUGUGACUUUUUAAAGGCUCAAUCACCGUCAGAUCCGUGUUUCUUUGACCCAAAAGCUCCAAAUGUACGUAACACUACACUUGUACCAAUGUCUUAUAUCGGUGAUAUUGAAGAUUAUACUGUGAUGAUAGAGCAUUCAGUAAGAGGAAGGAUUACUUCCAUCGCAAUUCGUAAUGGUUUAUUGGAAGGUCAACUUAUGUCUCAUGAUGGCAAACCACUGAAGACCAUAACUAAUGCUACAAGAAUGGCACUUAAUCCUAAUGCUGAUGGUGAUAUUUUUACUAUUAAAGAACUUCUUGAUGCUGCUGGUGCAAAGUUGGAUUCUCCCUCAACGGCUCCCGGAGCUAAAAAAGAUCAAGGCGAAGUUUACAGGACUUCUGGAAUAGUUAUCGUUAUUGUGAUUGAAUACAAAAACAAUCGCGAAGACAUAACCUAUAAGUAUAUACCUCAAGUGAUUGACGGAAAUGAAUAUAAAACAGUUGAACGAAUUUAUAAUAGUACAAGUGGUUCAAUUACAUUAGUUGAUAGGCAUGGUAUUCGUUUUGUAUUCCAGCAACAUGGAACUAUUGGUCAAUUCGACCUUCUAAGUCUUCUUACGAAUAUUGUUGGAGGUUUUGCACUUUUUAAAAUCGCUGAAAUGCUAGUAGAAUUCCUUAUGUUAAUUAUCCUUCCUGAAAAAGAAUAUUAUCAAAUUGCCAAAUUCCAAGAAACUAAUAGUUUUGAUGAAUGGCGUAAAAAUAAAAAAAUGCAAGAAAAACAGCUUUCCACCGAUCCCAAGGCUACUAAUGUCAGUAGAAUUGAUUAUUAUGAUAAUGUGAAUAUAGGUGGUAGUUCUAAUACUGAUAGUCAUGGUAUAAGUGCUGGUGGUUUUUACG
Molecule: messenger RNA, 1081 nt
Organism: Racocetra persica
Lineage: Eukaryota; Fungi; Glomeromycota; Glomeromycetes; Diversisporales; Gigasporaceae
Source: the annotation of a GenBank genome assembly